GCAGGAAGUGAUGGUGUACAAAAGUGCAUUUUCUAUCUGGUAAAAGCCAGCAGUAUGUGGCUGUAUGUGUAGUUUAGCUGGUGCUACAGUAGUUUAAUGUGAGAAUUAAAGCUUAAUGUUGACUAGAAAGUGCAGAAGUAGUUUGAUAGAAAGUAAAGGGGAGGGUCUUUGGUGCAGCACCUGGGUGCGGGUUCAGUGCACAGAGCGUCAAUCACACUCAGUAAAGCCUGUGCUGUGUGAUCUGGAAGGAGCUGUAGAUGGCGGAUGCGCCCUGAGAAGGGAAACCCGUUCGGCUCCUCCACGCCACUUCUCCCACAACUUUCAUUAACUUCAGCGCUCGCUUUCCGACUCCUAUUUAAACCUCUUCGAGCAGGGAGUCCCGUACAGGAAUUUUACGAAGGUUUGCGCGGUGUUUUGCGGUUCGGUUUGCGCGAGUAGGAGAAAUACUGAGCUUUAGCGGAGUCGUUGUUUUCUGAGCCUCGCGCUGGCAGCCAUGGCGGUCCACCAUUUUUAGUGCGCUGUGUGCGCCGCUUCACUCACUCCGAGCUCCAUUCAUAAGGCCAGUCUGCUUUCUCUUACAUUGCUUUAUCUUUUCUAAUAACGCGUUGUGUAGUUUUAGGAUAUUAAUAUAUUUACAGUCGUGAGGGGUUUUUUCCGGCUUUUUGUUGCCGGAGUCGGAAAAAAAUCGACGUUUUUAUUCCGGCUGUGAAUGUUCCAGCUCCUGCAUGUAUUUCAGCCGGUUCAUUGAAUAGUUGUUUUUCUGUUGUAUAUUCCGGGUAAAUCUUUUAUAUUUUGAUUUCUUUAAGGAUCUUUUCAAUCGUCCUUUGUCUUGAUGACGCAGUAAGAAUUUAUGCAUGUGGAUCUAUUGCAUUGGAAGUCUGGACUCGUUUGUUGCUUGACAUCGACCUGCUAUCAUUUAAUUCCCUUAUGUUUAGCCCUAAUAUUUUUUAAUUAAACUCAUUUUCUUCCCGAAAACGUCUAAAUCGAAGCUGCUUUUUGAUCGUUCGUCACAACUCCAGGACUUUUCAGUCCUUUUAAGCAAAAGAUCCGACCUGCAUCAUGGUAUUACCCCCCAACUUUUGACAGUUUAAUACCUGGAUUAAAGAUCAUCGAUAAAGCAAGAUCAUCGAUACAAUCAUGUUGAAGAAUAAAGACAAAAAAGACGGAGACGAUGCUUCGGGCCAUAGCAAUGCUUCAAGCAACUCUGCCUCGGAGGAGUCAAACCACUUGGGCUCGGAGUCAGGAAGCCAGUCGGGGUGUGAGCACGUCGGCGAACGAGCUCCAUCCCACCAUUCAGAGUCUAACAGCUCAUCCGAGUCAGAGAGCCACUCAGAAUCAGGCAGCGAUUCAUCUGGCUCCAAGUCCCAACAUCCCAACGAAGAGAUCGAAGCAAAACGGGUCAAGAAAAAAGACAUUGCUGAUGUAAAGAAGAUGUGGGAGGAACAUCCAGAUGUUUAUGGUGUUAGAAGGUCCAAUAGGAGCAGACAGGAGCCAGCUCGUCUGAACAUUGGGGCAGAGGGCAGCAGUGGGUCUGAGAGUGAAAGUCCUAAAAGAAGAGUGUCACGGAAGAAGAAAAAAGAAAAUACCUGGAAUGAUGAUGAUGACUCGGUCGACGAGGAUGAUGAGGAAAAUGGAAGCAGUUCAGACAGUGAGCCGCAAGGAAAAAAAGUUAGAUCCAGACGACUUCCUGCUAGAAGGCCACAGACCAAAUCAUCCAAAAGUAAGCAGGCUCAAAAAGGGCGGAAAGGCAGAAAGCAGGAGUCAUCGGACGAGGAUGAGGAUGAAGACGACGACGACGAUGAUGAGGAUACUCCAAAGAGACAAACUCGACGAAGAACAGCAACUAAAGUCAGCUAUAAAGAAGACCAGCAUGAUUUUGAGACUGAUUCUGAUGACCUUAUUGAGAUGGCUGAAGGAGCAGAAGAAGUGCAGGAUGAUGACAGUGAGACCAUCGAAAAGGUCAUGGACACUAGGACUGGCCGGAAAGGAGCUACUGGAGCUACCACCACACUGUAUGCUGUGGAAGAAAACGGAGACCCUGGAGCAGAUUUUGACCCAGAGAAGGAUGAAGGUGAGACGCUGUUCUUGAUCAAAUGGAAGGGCUGGUCCUAUAUCCACAACACAUGGGAAAGUCUGGACUCACUCACUCAGCAGAAGGUCAAGGGCAUGAAGAAGCUGGAGAACUUUAAAAAGAAGAAUGAUGAGCUCAAUGCUUGGUUGAGAAAAGCAUCACCUGAAGAUUUAGAGUUUUACAACUGUCAACAGGAAUUAACCAUUGAUCUGAACAAGCAGUUCCAUAUCGUGGAGAGAGUUAUCGCUGUAAAAACAGGAAAGUUACAAGAACCUUCUGAUUUUCCAUCUCAUAAGACUUCAUCCAAUGAGCCAGAGUACUUGUGUAAGUGGAUGGGAUUGCCCUAUGCAGAGUGCACUUGGGAAGAUGGUGCAUUAUUGGGGAAAAAGUUUCAGUCAUGCAUAGAUAGCUUUAACAACAGAAACAACUCAAAGACCAUGCCCUCAAAAGACUGUAAGGUGUUAAAACAGAGGCCCAGAUUUGUGCCACUGAAGAAGCAGCCCUCUUUCAUCGGUGAUGAGAACUUGCAGCUGAGGGAUUACCAGUUAGCUGGGGUGAACUGGCUGGCACACUCGUGGUGCAGGUGCAACAGUGUGAUCUUGGCUGAUGAGAUGGGCCUGGGAAAAACCAUCCAGACCAUUUCAUUCCUUUCCUACCUGUUUCAUCAGCACCAGCUCUAUGGACCCUUUCUCCUGGUCGUGCCCCUCUCCACUCUUACCUCCUGGCAGCGCGAGUGGGCCACCUGGGCUCCUGACAUGAACGUUGUGGUCUACCUGGGGGACGUCAUGAGCAGAAAGACGAUCCGAGAUUACGAGUGGAUUCAUCAGCAAACUAAACGGAUAAAGUUCACCACACUUUUAACCACGUAUGAGAUUCUGCUGAAAGAUAAGGGUGUUUUGGGGAACAUAAACUGGGCCUUUCUUGGGGUAGAUGAGGCCCACCGACUGAAGAAUGAUGACUCGCUGCUAUAUAAAACACUGAUUGAUUUCAGAUCCAACCACAGGCUGCUUAUUACAGGAACUCCACUGCAGAACUCACUCAAAGAGCUGUGGUCCCUCCUGCACUUUCUCAUGCCUGACAAAUUUGAGUUGUGGGAGGAUUUCGAGGACAAGCAUGGGAUGGGCAGGGACAAUGGCUACCAGAGCUUGCACAAAGUGCUCGAGCCCUUCCUGCUUCGUCGUGUGAAAAAGGAUGUAGAGAAAUCACUGCCUGCCAAAGUGGAGCAGAUCCUCCGUGUAGACAUGUCGGCACAGCAAAAACAGUAUUACAAGUGGAUUCUGACAAGGAAUUACAAAGCCCUCUCCAAAGGCACCAGGGGCAGCUCAUCGGGCUUCCUCAACAUUGUCAUGGAACUGAAAAAGUGUUGCAACCACUCAUUCCUUAUCAAACAGUCUGAGGACGCAGAGCAUGAGAAUUCUCAGGAUCACUUGCAGGCGUUAGUUCGUGGCAGUGGGAAGCUUGUGCUUCUGAAUAAACUGCUCACAAGGCUAAGGGAACGAGGCAAUCGUGUACUUAUCUUCUCUCAGAUGGUCCGUAUGCUUGACAUUUUGGCUGAUUACCUGACCAAGAGGCGCUACCCCUUUCAGCGGUUGGACGGUUCCAUUAAAGGAGAAAUAAGAAAACAAGCACUUGACCACUUUAAUGCUGAGGGCUCUGAGGAUUUCUGUUUCCUCCUGUCCACCCGUGCUGGAGGUCUAGGCAUUAACUUGGCCUCUGCAGACACCGUGGUUAUCUUCGACUCUGACUGGAACCCUCAAAACGACCUGCAGGCCCAAGCUCGAGCCCACAGAAUAGGCCAGAAGAAACAAGUCAACAUUUAUCGUCUAGUCACGAAAGGUACGGUAGAGGAAGACAUUAUUGAAAGGGCCAAGAAGAAGAUGGUGCUAGACCAUCUAGUCAUUCAGAGAAUGGACACCACUGGACGAACAGUAUUAGACAACAGCUCAGGCAAUUCAAAUACAAACCCCUUUAACAAAGAGGAGUUGGCCGCCAUAUUGAAGUUUGGUGCUGAAGAACUGUUUAAAGAACCUGAAGGGGAGGAGUUAGAGCCACAGGAGAUGGAUAUCGAAGAGAUCUUACGGCUGGCUGAAACAAGAGAAAGCGAUCAAGGCUCCAGUGCCACUGAUGAGCUUCUGUCCCAAUUUAAGGUGGCUAACUUCACCAUGGACGAGACACCCGAACUGGACGAGAAGCCAGUACGGGACUGGCAAGAGAUCAUCCCAGAGGACCAGCGGCGGCAGGUAGAGGAGGAAGAGAAACAGAAGGAGAUGGAGGACAUCUACAUGCUGCCAAGGAGCAGGAGCUCCAACAAAAGGGCACAAAUGAAUGACAGCGACAGUGAUGUCGGUUCCAAGCUCAAACUGAAGGGCCAUUCCUCUGGUUCAGAGAGUGAGACGGAUGACAGCGAUGACGACAAGAAGCCCAAGCGAAGAGGCCGGCCACGUGCACGCAAAAACAACGUGGAGGGCUUUACUGAUGCUGAGAUCCGCAGGUUCAUUAAAGCAUAUAAGAAAUUUGGAGCCCCUCUUGAAAGGCUUGAGGCCAUUGCACGCGACUCUGAACUGGUGGACAAAUCCAUAGCAGAUUUGAAGAGACUGGGAGAGCUGCUCCACACCACGUGUGUAACUGCAAUACAGGAGCAUGAAGAACAAAUGAAGGAAAACCCCACUGAAGCUAAAGGGCCUGGAAAAAGGCGUGGAGUUAACAUCAAGAUUUCUGGCGUUCAGGUUAAUGCGAAAUCCAUCAUUCAGCAUGAGGAAGAGUUUGAGCCCCUGCAUAAAGCUAUUUCUGUCAAUCCUGCCGAGAGGAGCAGGUUUCAACUGAGCUGUCGGGUGAAAGUGCCACAUUUUGACGUCGACUGGACUGUCCAGGAUGACGCACAGCUGCUCCUGGGCAUCUUUGAACAUGGCUAUGGCAACUGGGACCAGAUCAAAACAGAUCCAGAGCUAAAGCUUGCAGACAAGAUCCUUCCAGACGAACCUGACAAAAAGCCACAGGCAAAGCAGCUGCAGAUAAGAGCAGAUUAUUUACUGAAGAUGCUAAAGAAGGAACAGGAUACUGUCAAUACCUCCAAAACAGAAGAGGUGACCAUUGUAAAGAAGAGAAAACCACGUGCAAAGAAAGAAAAACCCCAGAAAGAUGAAAUCAUUAAUGAAAUCUCCUCUCCACGUCUGUCUGAACACACUUCAGAGGAAGGUGAAGUAAAGGACGACGGAGCCGAGAAAUCCCCCACGAAGAAAAAGCCCAAGAAGAAGGACAACAAAGAGAACAAAGAGAAGCAGGGAGCUCAGAAGAAAAACAAGGUGGGAGACAAGGACAAAAAGCGGCCCAAGAUCAAGAAAGAAAAGGUUAAAUCAGCAGCUAAAGGCAAGAAAGCUCAGGGUCCUGUCCACAUUACAGCGGGCAGCGAGCCUGUUCCUAUUGGAGAGGAGGAUGAUGAGCUGGACCAGGAGACAUUUAGUAUUUGUAAGGAGAGAAUGCGGCCAGUGAAGAAGGCUCUGAAGCAGCUGGAUAAGCCUGACGAAUGCCUGUCAGUUCAGGAGCAGCUGCAGCACACACGCACCUGCCUGCUGAAGAUUGGAGAUCGUAUCACAGAGUGCCUUAAAUACUACAGCGACCCGGAACACGUCAAGACCUGGCGCAGAAAUCUUUGGAUCUUUGUGUCAAAAUUCACCGAGUUUGGAGCCAAGAAACUGCACAAGCUGUAUAAAAUGGCUCAGAAGAAACGCUCCCAGGAGGAAGAGAAGGAGCCAAAAAAGAAAGAUGACUCAGCUAAGAAGAAGCCGUUCCGUCCUGAACCAUCUGGAUCAAGUCGGGACUCCACUGGCACACAGGCUUCAACCAAAGCUCACCUGUCAGGACCCUCGUCCCACUCACACCACCGUGAAUCCUACAACCAGAACAAGAGACACUUUCCAAACGAUGCUCGAGGAGACUGGCAGCGGGACCGUAAAUAUAACUACCCAGGAAACAGUAACCAGCCAUGGCAAGGUGAUCGGCAUCAUCCGUAUGACAGAUACAAGGAUCAUCACUACGGUGAUCGGCGCCCACACUCAGACUCAUACCGAAGUGGGGGAGGAUUUAGAAACCCGAGCUCACCUCGAAAACGGCCGUAUGAUCAGUACAACAAUGACCGAGAGCACCGUGGCCAUCGUGACUAUUACAACAGACAUCCUGACCCAAAGAGGCGUCGUUCGGAUGAGUAUCGCUCUCCAAACUACCAUCAGGGAGCAGGUGGUGGCGGAGGCUACAGCCAAGACUUCAGGAGGAUGCCGGAUCACCGGGGCAACCAGGGACCCGAUCAUUACCGCCCGUUCCACCCGGACAAACCCCCUCCUAUGCUGGACCCGCGUUCUCCUCAGGCCCCAUUCGAGUCGGUCUCGCCGAUGGAAAGAACUGCUGAGCCCAAACCCAGCCCAGAUGUUAACUGGAACAAUAGGAAGACGUGAAAUGUGGCAGAGAGAUACUGUCUAACCAGCACUACUUGAGAGAACUGCCAGCCUUCUCCUACAUUUCGGAACCGUAGAUCCAGCAUGUGGAGCUCUAGCCUGUCUGAGCCCUGUGUGGCCUCUCUGGGUUGAAGUAAGCAGACGAACAAAGCCCUAUUGGUCCUGUGGACUAGUACAUGUACAAACUGUAAUAAAGCCUUUGAAGUAUGAGCGGAUUUGGAAGCUUGGAAGUGCCUCGCACCUUUACCCAUCCUGCAGUCAGUAGUUAAAAGGAGUUGUUUCUGAUGCUAAUGCUACUUUGACGUUUAUUUUAUUUCAUUUUUUUGGUUGCUUUGUGCAGAAUCAAAGAACGCGACUUAGUCUUUGAGGAGCAAAGGAUCUUCAGCCGCACCUUCACAUGUUAAUUAUUAAUGUUGUUGUUUUGAUCAAGUAUCAAAUUAAUCUUGAUAAAUAGAUAGUUGUCCGUGGGUGUAAUGAUACACAGAUCAAUAUAGGAUUUUUUCGAUUUGAUACAGGGUAGCGAUGCCUGCAAUAAAUAGCGUGCAGUUAGGCGGGUUCUGUGAUUUCCCCAAUGGAUGAAAAUAUUGCUAUUUUAAACCAAUGAGUGACUGUCAUUUAACUGAUAAUCUUAUAGCGUCACAUCAAAAUAUAAAACACAUCAUUACGUUUCAUAUCAGCAAGUUUUUAUGAUGACAUGAUGCAAAAUAUCCACAUCAUUUCUGAACACAAAACAGCCAACAGUGAUCUAGUGCAUGCACACCAAGGGAGGUUGAGAAUGAGCUCCAAAUCAGCUCGAUAGAGACUCUCACCCUUUACUGCUCCUGUGUGCAGAGAUCUGUACCGCUGCCUUUUUAACUGCUAGAAUUAUCUGAACUAUGACUUUGUUGUCAAUUAGCUGUUAAACUGUUGAUCAGCAAACAGAGUAAAUUCACAACCAAACCAUAAAACAGGCACAAUUUAGAGAUUUAUUUAAUAGUUAAUGUGUUUUCGUUGCUGCAAGUUUAUAGAGAAUUCUUGCAUUGCUUGUCUGACUUGGAACUUUAGUGUCCCAGUCCUCACAUUUCCACUUGUGUGUGCGUGAAAAAGCUGCUUUUCUUAUGCCAUUAUACAAUUCAAACCGGUUUUCAAUAAUAAUUGCUCAUAAAUUUGUAGUUGGCUGUCUUAGGGUGCAGUCUUGCUAAAAUCAUUAAUGUGCCACAUGUAAACAUACCGCCGCAGAUUAGCGCUGGAAGUUGUAGUGAAAUGUGCUGACAUUUCUGAUUGAAACAUAUUAAUAGGAAAAGAUUGGGCUGUACUGUUUAUACUGAUUUAUCGAUCGGUUAUUAGAGCUGUGCCAUCAGUACUCACGGAUUUGUGCCACUUAUGUCACAUCUGUGAUACAGAAAUGCUUUCUGAGUGAUGAAAAACUAUGGCAGAAGCAAGUGCAAUGUAAUUUAGAUAGGACUUCUGACAGACGUUAGAACUGGAGAGUGCGUGGGUGCACCUCAUCUGUUGAGCGAAUGUGCUUAACUAUAACUAUAUAUGGUGUUAACUGUGAUAUAAAAUAACUUUAUUCGUGUUUAGUAUUUCAGCUACAUUACCCACCUCUAGCACAGAGAUUAUUACAUUAUAGCAUAUUUAUAAUAACCCUAGUUCUCCUUUCAGUCGCUGGUGGUUACGUAGGCAUAGACAUUUACAGUUACCUGCUUGCUUUGGUACACAGUAUGGCACAAAUUCAACAUAAAAAUGCCCAAAAGUGUCUUCAGGGCAAAGUUAUGCUGCUUGGAAUGAUCAGAUUGAGUAGACAACACUAUCAGUGUUUCAUGUACAGUGUUAAUGAGUCUCACUGUGGCACUGCACAAGGGUGAGCAAACAGGUCAUCCAGAUGUGCAGAACACUCCACAACAGACAUGAGUGUGACCAGUGUGUGUUUAGAGUGCCAUUUGAGACGGUGUGUGUUAACGUCUUACUGUCUUUGGCAUGGAUGGUACCUGUGUCUGUAAGGGUGUGUUGAUUGUGCUUGCUGCAUAGACCUACUAGAAAUUGAGCGAUUCAUGCCAGGGCAGCAUGGUGGGGCACUGGGUAGUGUUGGUGCUGCUCAGUUUCAGGGUUCUCAGGCCCUGGGGUUAUUGUCUAUGUGGAGUUUGGUAUGGCAUCCACAGGGGUUUCCUUUUACCUUUACAAAAAUACCAGUAUGAAGAUAAGCUACCAUAAUUGACCCUAGGUGAGAUUUAGAAUGUAUGUGUGUGACCUUGCCAAAGCCUAUUCCCAUCGUCUGCCAGGUUUUUUCAGAGAAAGGUUCUGAGGUUUAAUUUAAAUGAUUAACUUCAGGUACUUUGAUUAGCUCAGUUUGCUUGGCUGGGCUGCAGAUUCGACUGAAGAAAUGCUGGCAUGUUUUAACUUCAUUGUGUUGACAAUGUAUUGCCCUGUUGUGUGUACUGCAUUGUGCAAUGUGUGUAUCAUUACACCCCUACAUGUGCAUUUAAUCUUAUGAAAUAAUGUAAGAAUUAAGAACUUGUUGGCAGUAUCACAUCACAGAUUGUGGACUGAGCCAGAUGUGCUUUUACCCCUCGCGGGAUUGUGACGGGGUCGUUGCUCGCCUUCAUCUUAGAACACUAGAAACUAAACUCAAAGCUAUAUUCUGUUUUAAAUGCAAUAUGUUACGUAAUUCACUCUCACUUUUAGCCAUCCUGUCAGUAUGUAAAUCCCGAUGGUUGGUACAGUCAGAUUUUUUACAUUGCACUAAAAGUAUAGUACUCUACGAACACACUAUGACUGCUGUCAUUCAGAUUUCACCCAGAAAUGGAAUUAUGUGUAUUUGAGCUGAAGCUUGUACGGAAAGCAUCAAGCUUUUGCUUCACCUGUUUUAGUGCCAAAACCACAGACUGUCUUGCUGGUAAAUACUUUGUGUUAUUCUUAUUCUUAUUCUUUUCCUUUACUUUUUCUGUUCCCUCCAUCUGUGCCUUAUUCUUGUGUCUAAUCUAACAUUAGGUUUUGGUUGGUAGAUAUGGCAGUAUCCCAAACUGAACGCCACCAUGAGAAUAGAAGCUUUUACUUCAUGCUCACUGAAGCAUGAUCCACAAAGGAUGGUGGAAUUUGGGAUUUGGACUGUUUUUAAAAAGGAUCUAUAGAUAGACGGUCACAGAUUGAUGGUUGGUGAAUUUUGCUUGUCGUAGACAUUUGAGGCUUCAGGAAGGGAUGGCGAGUUUUCUCAGAAGAACGAUGGUGUACGUUACGAAGAGUCCAGACUCGACCCUCCUAAAAACUUUAUUCUUCAAGACAAACCGAUAAAAGUAAUUUAUAUUUGUGAAAAAUGCCACUGUUAACAAGAACUACACUGUAUAUAUUGUUUAUACACCUGUAUGUAUUAAACUUUCCUACUUCAGCAGCAUUUGGCACCGUGUUUGAAUGUUUCAAUCAUUUGGUUCCUUUCAGUAUAACAGUCAUAUACGUUGGUCAAUCAGCUGUAACAUUAAACUCUUAUAAACAUUA
This is a messenger RNA of Trichomycterus rosablanca, 9990 nucleotides long. RefSeq names its product chromodomain helicase DNA binding protein 2 (gene chd2). Gene Ontology annotation, cellular component: chromatin; nucleus. Gene Ontology annotation, biological process: regulation of transcription by RNA polymerase II; nucleosome organization. Gene Ontology annotation, molecular function: ATP binding; DNA binding; ATP hydrolysis activity. The transcript is spliced from 38 exons. Bases 1138 to 6519 code for a protein of 1793 amino acids. Lineage: Eukaryota; Metazoa; Chordata; Actinopteri; Siluriformes; Trichomycteridae. The record is from RefSeq and is a predicted model, not a curated record.